AUAAAAGGCCGGUCUGCGUUGUCCGAGUUUUCCGCCAGCAACGUGCAGAGAACCGCACACAUAAACACACACACACACGCACACACACAUAUAUAUAUAUAUAUACACAUACACACACCUUGAGGAUGAGAGAGAUUGUCCACAUUCAAGCCGGUCAGUGCGGCAACCAGAUCGGAGCCAAGUUCUGGGAGGUGAUCAGUGAUGAACAUGGCAUCGAUCCCACUGGAAACUACGUAGGUGACUCAGACCUCCAGCUGGAGAGAAUCAGCGUUUACUACAAUGAAGCUUCCUCCUCCAAAUAUGUUCCCAGAGCUAUCCUGGUGGAUCUGGAGCCAGGCACCAUGGAUAGUGUCCGAUCCGGAGCCUUUGGUCAUCUCUUCAGACCGGAUAACUUCAUUUUUGGUCAAAGUGGAGCCGGGAACAACUGGGCUAAAGGCCACUACACAGAAGGAGCAGAGCUAGUGGACUCCGUCCUGGAUGUGGUGCGGAAGGAGUGCGAGAACUGCGACUGCCUCCAGGGUUUCCAGCUCACCCACUCACUUGGAGGGGGCACGGGUUCUGGCAUGGGCACACUGCUGAUCAGCAAAGUGAGAGAAGAAUAUCCCGACCGUAUCAUGAACACCUUCAGUGUGGUGCCUUCCCCUAAAGUGUCAGACACAGUGGUUGAGCCCUACAAUGCCACGCUGUCCAUCCACCAGCUGGUUGAGAACACAGAUGCGACGUAUUGCAUUGACAACGAAGCCCUGUACGACAUCUGUUUCCGCACGCUGAAGCUGGCCACGCCCACUUACGGUGACCUCAAUCACCUGGUCUCGGCUACAAUGAGUGGAGUCACGACCUCAUUGCGCUUCCCAGGCCAGCUGAACGCUGACUUGCGCAAGCUGGCUGUCAACAUGGUACCCUUCCCUCGCCUGCACUUCUUCAUGCCCGGAUUCGCUCCUUUGACAGCACGUGGCAGCCAACAGUACCGCGCUCUUACAGUCCCUGAGCUUACACAGCAGAUGUUUGAUGCCAAAAACAUGAUGGCCGCCUGUGAUCCACGUCACGGCCGCUACCUCACCGUGGCCACCAUCUUCCGAGGCCGCAUGUCCAUGAAAGAAGUAGAUGAGCAGAUGCUGGCCAUCCAGAGCAAGAACAGCAGCUAUUUUGUUGAAUGGAUCCCCAACAACGUGAAGGUUGCCGUAUGCGACAUUCCACCCCGAGGACUAAAGAUGUCCUCCACCUUUAUCGGCAACAGCACGGCCAUCCAGGAGCUGUUCAAGCGCAUCUCCGAGCAGUUCACAUCCAUGUUCAGGCGUAAGGCUUUCCUGCACUGGUACACCGGCGAAGGCAUGGACGAGAUGGAGUUCACCGAGGCUGAAAGCAACAUGAACGACCUGGUGUCUGAGUACCAACAGUACCAGGACGCCACAGCUGAGGAAGAUGGAGAGAUGUACGAGGAUGAUGAAGAGGUCAGAGGCCCAGCUUCAAAAGUAAACACUAAUGAAGUAGUGAUUAGAAUACAGUAUGUAACAACCCAUCUCUAAAACCGAUCUCUAAUCACAAUGCUGGAUGAAAUAUCUUAAUCUUUCACUUCUCUUACAGGUAGAUUAAACUUCAUGUUAACCAUUUGUGCCAGUUACAGCAGAAAUUCACUUUACUGUGCCAUAACAGCUUCUUGACUACUGUAUUUGUUGUAUAGUGUUGUUCACUGACCAAUCCUAAAUAAAACAGCGUUUCAAGUG
Tachysurus vachellii is the source of this 1724-nucleotide messenger RNA. Its product is annotated as tubulin beta-4 chain-like. Gene Ontology annotation, cellular component: microtubule; cytoplasm. Gene Ontology annotation, molecular function: structural constituent of cytoskeleton; GTPase activity; GTP binding. The record is from RefSeq and is a predicted model, not a curated record. Gene Ontology annotation, biological process: mitotic cell cycle; microtubule cytoskeleton organization. Lineage: Eukaryota; Metazoa; Chordata; Actinopteri; Siluriformes; Bagridae.